Cyprinodon tularosa is the source of this 2147-nucleotide messenger RNA. RefSeq names its product hsFATP2a_ACSVL_like domain-containing protein. The transcript is spliced from 10 exons. Bases 54 to 1916 code for a protein of 620 amino acids. The record is from RefSeq and is a predicted model, not a curated record. NCBI's taxonomy places the organism in Eukaryota, Metazoa, Chordata, Actinopteri, Cyprinodontiformes, Cyprinodontidae. Gene Ontology annotation, molecular function: long-chain fatty acid-CoA ligase activity; long-chain fatty acid transmembrane transporter activity.
GGGAGGCUCCAGCCGCUCUGCCUGCCUGCCUGCCUGCCUGCCUGCCUGCAGCCAUGUCCAUGUGGCUGACCGCUGCGCUCGGCCUGGCCCUCCUCUCCUAUGCGUACAUCAGGACUUUCCUCCCGUAUUUCUGGGAUGACUGCGUCUCUAUGCUGAGGAGCCUCAAGCUGAGCCUCAGGCUGAUCAGCUACAAGAAGCGCAAACCCUUCUACAGCAUCCUGGAGUGUUUCCUGGACGCAGCGAGGAGACACCCCACCAAGGUCUUCAUCCACUUCGAGGGGCGCUCCUUCUCCUACGCACAGGUGGACAGGCAGAGCAACCAGGUGGCCAGAGCCCUGCAGGCCGAAGCCCGGCUGAAGGAGGGGGACACGGUGGCUCUGUUUCUGCCAAACGAGCCCAACUUCGUGUUGUCUUGGCUCGGUUUGGCCAAGCUGGGCUGCCCGGCCUCUCUGCUCAACUUCAACAUCAGAUCCAAGUCCCUGCUGCACUGCUUCUCCUGCUGCGGGGCCAAAGUGCUGCUCACCUCUCCAGAGCUGCUGGAUGCUGUGAAGGAGGUGCUGCCGACGCUCAGAGAGCAGGGAAUCCGCGUGUUCCUCCUGUCUGACAGCUGCAGCAUUGAAGGCAUCACCGCUUUAUCUGACAAGAUAGCUGAAGCCUCAGACGAGCCGCUGUCCCCUGAGCUGAGGGCCAACAUUCACAUUCGGAGUACGGCUCUCUACAUCUACACGUCCGGCACCACAGGUUUGCCUAAAGCAGCCGUCGUCACCCAUGAGAGGGUGUGGGCGGCCUCCUUCGUCCAGGCGGCGUCUGGAACCACUGCAGAGGACAUCUUCUAUCUCAACCUGCCUCUGUAUCACAGCGCUGGCUUCCUCAUCGGGCUGGCCGGAGGAAUCGAGAGAGGUCUGACCAUCGUGCUGAAGAGAAAGUUUUCCGCCUCUCAGUUCUGGGACGACUGCAGGAAGUAUAACGUGACGGUGAUGCAGUACAUCGGCGAGACGCUGCGUUAUCUCUGCAACAUGCCCAAGAAAGAGAAUGAGAAGAACCACAAAGUUCGAAUCGCCAUCGGGAACGGAGUCCGAGCCGAUGUUUGGAGGGAGUUCCUGAAUCGAUUCGGGGACAUUAAGGUCAGAGAGCUGUAUGCCGCCACCGAGGGCAACAUCGGCUUCAUCAACUACACCUCAAAGAUCGGAGCCGUGGGACGGAUCAAUUUCCUGCACAGGUUUAUCUUUCCCUGCAUGUUGAUCAAGUUUGAUGUUGAGAAGGAGGAACCGAUCAGAAACUCAGAGGGUUUGUGCAUCAAAGCAGAAAUCGGUGAAACUGGGCUCUUGGUGGGAAAGAUAACUCACAGGUCUCCCUUUGUGGGUUACGCCGGCAACAAGCAUCAGACUGAGAAGAAGAGGCUUUACAACGUCCUGGAAAAAGGCGACCAGUACUUCAACACCGGCGACCUGCUUCGGCUCGACCACGAGAACUUUCUGUAUUUUCAGGACCGAGUUGGAGACACGUUCAGGUGGAAAGGUGAAAACGUCGCCACGUCGGAGGUGGCGGACAUCCUCAUGGUGGCUCAUUGCAUCAGGGAGGCAAAUGUUUAUGGCGUUAAAGCAGAAGGUCAUGAGGGACGGAUCGGCAUGGCAGCCAUCACUUUGAGAGAAGGAGAAACCUUUGACCCCACGGACGUCUACAAGCAGGUCGUCUCCUACCUGCCGGCCUACGCAAGACCCAGAUUCCUCAGGAUUCAGCCGUCCCUGGAGAUGACGGGAACGUUCAAGAUGAAGAAGGUGAAGCUGGUGGAGGAGGGAUUCAGCCCUGCUCUCAUUAACGAGCCGCUUUACUUCCUGGAUCCUGACCUAAAGACUUACAGCCCUCUGACAGAAGAGAUCUACGGCCAGAUCAGCUCCGGGAAGGUCAAACUCUAACAGAGACGUGACUCAACGUUUGGUUUUAUUUUAAUUUUUUAAUUGAGGAAUUAACUUCUCAUCCGUUGGACCUUAAUCAACUAAUCUCAGGGAGAAACUUUUGACCCAGCACUUGUUUGUUUAAAGAUUUUCUUUUUUUAUUAACACAUUCACUGCACACCUCUACAGAUGUUUAAUUCAUCAUCCUGAGUGUUUCAGAAUGUUUUUAAAUAAAUCCUUAGAAUAAAAAUA